Molecule: messenger RNA, 7921 nt
Organism: Portunus trituberculatus (swimming crab)
Lineage: Eukaryota; Metazoa; Arthropoda; Malacostraca; Decapoda; Portunidae
Product: nascent polypeptide-associated complex subunit alpha, muscle-specific form-like
Exons: 2
Coding region: 53-7312 (2419 amino acids)
Source: RefSeq, a predicted model, not a curated record
UCGGGCUUUAGGGAAGGUACUCUCCUGUCGCCGUCAGCAGCACGCCGUCAGGAUGCUGGUCACGGUGCUGUGCCUGACGCUGCUGAUCUCUGCGGCAUCCGGGUUUUCCACAGGUUGCCGUUUGUGUCCUUCCUCCUGCCUCAAAGUGCCCAGCGCCGAUGAUUCCUGUCCCGUGUGCGUGUGUGACGGUGUAGCGUUGUCAGACUGUCCCAGUCAGCCGCAGUCCUGUCCUGCCGGGUGUUCCAUGAGGAUAACACUUGAUGGUUGCAGAAAAUGCAAGUGUCCCUUUGAAGGAAGCGAGAUAUACGAUAGAGAAAGAGCAAGUGAAGCUAGUGAAAGUGAAAGUGGAGGAGGAGGUGGAAGUGGAGGAGUGUGUCCACCCCUCCCACCGUGUAAAUCAACCUGUCAGAAAAUUCUUGACGCCAGUGGGUGCCCUGGAUGUGAGUGUCCCCCAUCAGAGUGCCCCGCUAUGGCCUGUCAUGAGGGUUGCACGGUGGAGCGCGGUGAGGAUGGCUGCGAGCGAUGUGUUUGCACAGGCCCGGGAACCUGUCCCGCUGUCCCCGAGUGUCACCGAGGCUGCAUUGAAAUGGACCAAAACAGCGGCUGCUUCCUCUGCAACUGUACUAAGAUGGAGGACAACGCCACCACGCCUCAUCCACCCACUUCCGUGAGCAAACAACCCGACACCGGCCCCAACUCCCUGCCACCAGGUAUGAGUCCCGACCCAUUCGGUCACCUUGGCUUCACUCCGUCUUCCCUUGGAGGCUCCAGGCCACAUCCUCAUAAUAGGAGACGUCUUCCUCCACCACGUCGCACCGUCAUCAGGUUACCACCAUUCCUGCCCGGCACGCCGCCUUGGUGUUUCCGCCACCAUCCCUUUGGCUGCCCCCCAGGCUGCUUGACGGCAAUCACCACCUUGGGCUGCCGCAGGUGUUUGUGUGGUGCUGACGCCUUCCUCUGCCCUGGAGUGCGCAGCUGCUUUAACCGCUGUCUUUUCCUCAGCUCCGAGGACCGCUGCUGCAGAUGCCAGUGUCGUCGUCAGCAACAGUCACAGCCUAGUCCUUUCCCGUUUGGAAGCCCCAGCGGACCGUCGUUCAGCCCAUUCAAUCCAUUCGGCACUCUAAACUUUCUACCAGAUCCUAUUCGUCGGCAAUUCAUAGGGCUGCCCUCCCACACACCUCCGGGGGACAGUGACUCCACCCUGGUUGUUAGUUUUGGGCCAGACUCCACUACACGCUUCGUCUCCACUGGUUUGAAGGAUAGCUGGCCCACCCCUCACCAUCAAUUCCCUGUUGGACAACGUCCGUACAGGCCGCCUCCUCCUCCUCCAUCCAGGCCUGGUGUGGAAGGACAUCCACCUCACAGAUCAGAACCCAGACCUGUCGACCCGACUCCAAACACCAAUCCCGUGAGUUACGGCACUCCACAAGACGCCAAACGCCCUACACUUCGUCCCCAAGAACCUAAUACUCCUCAAUCUGGUCCCCGAGAUCCUAAUACACAUCAGUCAGGCAAGCAAGACACUCCUCAGCUUGACUCGCAGGACGCUAAUACUCCUCAGUCUAAUCUACAAGACCCUGAUACUCCUCAGUCUGUUCCCCAAGACCCUAAUACAUAUCAAUCUGAUCCCCAAGACCCAAAUACUUAUCAGCCUGAUCCCCAAGAUCCUGCUACUUCUCAGUCUGGCCCCCCAAAGAAUAAUACUCCUCAGUCUGCUUCCCAAGACCCUGAUACUCCACAGUCUGGCCUCUACGAUCCUCCUCAACCUAAUCCACAAGACCCUGAUACGCCUCAGUCUGCUCCACGAGAUUCUAAUAGUCCUCAGUCUGGCCACAAAGACCCUGAUAGUCCUCAGCAUGCUCCCAAACACCACAAUAUUCCUCAGACUGGUCCUCAAGACUAUGAUACUUCUCAAAACCCUGAUACCAGUCAGUCUGAUCUCCUACAGCAUAAUACUCCUCUAGAUACACCAAAAGAUAAUUACUUUCCUACAACUAAAAAUGAAGACCCUGAAACUCCUCAGUCUGGCCCCCAAGACCCUGGUACUCCUCAGUCUGGCCCCCAAGACACUAAUACUCCUCAAUCUGAUCAAAAAGACCCUAAUACUCCUCAGGGUGUCCCCCUAGAGCCUAACACUGCUCAGUCUUCUCCAAAACACCCUAAUACUCCUCAAUCUGGCCUCCAAGAUCCUAAUACUCCUCAGUCUGCUCCAAAAGACCCUAAUGCUCCUCAGUCUGAUCCCCAAGACCCUAAUACUCCUCUCGAUACACCAAAAGACUACUACUCUCCUCCAGCUAGUAAUGAAGACCCUAAUACUCCUCAGUCUGGCCGUGAAGACCCUGAUACUCCUCAAUCUGGUUAUCAAAAUCCUAAUACUCCUCAGUCUGCCCCUCAAGACCCUGAUAUUCCUCAGUCUGAUCCCCAGGACUCUAAUACUCCUCUCGAUACACCAAAAGACGAUUACUCUCCUCCAGCUAAUAAUAAAGACCCUAAUACUCCUCAGUCUGUCCCACAAAAUGCUAAUACUCCUCAGUCUGCCUCUCAAGAUCCUAAUAUUCUUCAGUCUGAUCCCCAAGACUCUAAUACUCCUCAGUUUUCUCCAAAAGAUCCUAAUACUCCUCAGUCUGAUCCCCAAGACCCUGAUACUCCUCAGUCUGGCCCCCAAGAUCCUAAUAUUCCUCUAGAUACACCAAAAGACUAUUAUUCUCCUCCAACUAAUGAUAAUGAAGACCCUGAUACUCCUCAGUCUGGCCCUCAAGACUCUGAUACUCCUCAGUCUGGCCCUCAAGACUCUGAUACUCCUCAGUCUGGCCCUCAAGACCCUGAUACUCCUCAAUCUACCCCUCAAGAACCUGAUACUCCUCAGUCUGGCCCUCAAGACCCUGAUACUCCUCAGUCUGCCCCUCAAGAACCUGAUACUCCUCAGUCUGGCCCUCAAGAUCCUAAUACUCCUCAGUCUGGCCCUCAAGACUCUGAUACUCCUCAGUCUGCCCCUCAAGAUCCUGAUACUCCUCAGUCUGGCCCUCAAGACCCUGAUACUACUCAGUCUGCCCCUCAAGACCCUGAUACUCCUCAAUCUACCCCUCAAGACACUGAUACUCCUCAGUCUAGCCCUCAAGACCCUGAUACUCCUCAGUCUGUCCCACAAGAUCCUGAUACUCUUCAGUCUGCCUCUCAAGACCCUGAUGCUCCUCAGUCUGAAACUCAAGACCCUAAUAUUCCUCAGUCUGAUCCCCAAGACCCUAAUUCUCCUCAGUCUGCUCCAAAAGACCCUAAUGCUUCUCAGUCUGAUGCCGAAGACCCUAAUUCUCUUCAGUCUGCUCCAAAAGACUCCAAUACUCCUCAAUCUGAUCCCCAAGACCCUGAUACUCCUCAGUCUGGCCCCCAAGAUCCUAAUAUUCCUUUAGAUACACCAAAAGACUAUUAUUCUCCUCCAACUAAUGAUAAUGAAAACCCUGAUACUCCUCAGUCUGGCCCUCAAGACUCUGAUACUCCUCAGUCUGCCCCUCAAGACCCUGAUACUCCUCAGUCUGCCCCUCAAGACCCUGAUACUCCUCAGUCUGGCCCUCAAGACCCUGAUACUCCUCAGUCUGGCCCUCAAGACCCUGAUACUCCUCAGUCUGGCCCUCAAUACCCUGAUACUCCUCAGUCUGCCCCUCAAGACCCUGAUACUCCUCAGACUGCCUCUCAAGACCCUGAUACUCCUCAGUCUGGCCCUCAAGACCCUGAUACUCCCCAGUCUGGCCCUCAAUACCCUGAUACUCCUCAGUCUGACCCUCAAGACCCUGAUACUCCUCAGUCUGCCCCUCAAGACCCUGAUACUCCUCAGUCUGCCCCUCAAAACCCUGAUACUCCUCAGUCUGGCCCCCAAGAUCCUAAUAUUCCUCUAGAUACACCAAAAGACUAUUAUUCUCCUCCAACUAAUGAUAAUGAAGACCCUGAUACUCCUCAGUCUGCCCCUCAAGAUCCUGAUACUCCUCAGUCUGGCCCUCAAUAUCCUGAUACUCCUCAGUCUGACCCUCAAGACCCUGAUACUCCUCAGUCUGCCCCUCAAGACCCUGAUACUCCUCAGUCUGCCCCUCAAGACCCUGGUACUCCUCAGUCUGCCCCUCAAGACCCUGAUACUCCUCAGUCUGCCCCUCAAGACCCUGAUACUCCUCAGUCUGGCCCUCAAGACCCUGAUACUCCUCAGUCUGCCCCUCAAGACCCUGAUACUCCUCAGUCUGGCCUUCAAGACCCUGAUACUCCUCAGUCUGCCCCUCAAAACCCUGAUACUCCUCAGUCUGGCCCCCAAGAUCCUAAUAUUCCUCUAGAUACACCAAAAGACUAUUAUUCUCCUCCAACUAAUGAUAAUGAAGACCCUGAUACUCCUCAGUCUGGCCCUCAAGACCCUGAUACUCCUCAGUCUGGCCCUCAAGACCCUGAUACUCCUCAGUCUGGCCUUCAAGACCCUGAUACUCCUCAGUCUGGCCCUCAAGACCCUGAUACUCCUCAGUCUGGCCCUCAAGACCCUGAUACUCCUCAGUCUGCCCCUCAAGACCCUGAUACUCCUCAGUCUGGCCCUCAAGACCCUGAUGUUCCUCAGUCUGCCCCUCAAGACCCUGAUACUCCUCAGUCUGGUCCUCAAGACCCUGAUACUCCUCAGUCUGGCCCUCAAGACCCUGAUACUCCUCAGUCUGGCCCUCAAGACCCUGAUACUCCUCAGUCUGCCCCUCAAAACCCUGAUACUCCUCAGUCUGGCCCCCAAGAUCCUAAUAUUCCUCUAGAUACACCAAAAGACUAUUAUUCUCCUCCAACUAAUGAUAAUGAAGACCCUGAUACUCCUCAGUCUGGCCCUCAAGACCCUGAUACUCCUCAGUCUGGCCUUCAAGACCCUGGUAUUCCUCAGUCUGGCCCUCAAGACCCUGAUACUCUUCAGUCUGGCCCUCAAGACCCUGAUACUCCUCAGUCUGGCCCUCAAGACCCUGAUACUCCUCAGUCUGCCCCUCAAGACCCUGAUAUUCCUCAGUCUGGCCCCCAAGAGCCUGAUUCCCCUCAGUCUGCUCCAAAAGAUUCUAAUGCUCCUCAGUCUGGGCCUCAAGACCCUGAUACUCCUCAGUCUGGUCCUCAAGACCCUGAUACUCCUCCUGAUACACCAAAAAACUAUUACUCUCCUCCAACCAAUAAUGAAGAUCCUAAUACACCUCAGUCUGCUCCAAAAGAUCCUAAUACUCUUCAGUCUGAUCCCCAAGACCCUGAUACUCCUCAGUCUGGCCCCCAAGAUCCUAAUAUUCCUCUAGAUACACCAAAAGACUAUUAUUCUCCUCCAGCUAAUGAUAAUGAAGACCCUAGUACUCCUCAGUCUGGCCCUCAAGACCCUCAUACUCCUCAGUCUGCCCCUCAAGACCCUGAUACUCCUCAGUCUGGCCCUCAAGACCCUGAUACUCCUCAGUCUGCCCCUCAAGACCCUGAUGCUCCUCAGUCUGGCCCUCAAGACCCUGAUACUUCUCAGUCUGCCCCUCAAGACCCUGAUGCUCCUCAGUCUGGCCCUCAAGACCCUGAUACUUCUCAGUCUGGGCCUCAAGACCCUGACACUCCUCAGUCUGCCCCUCAAGGCCCUGAUUCUUCUCAGUCUGGGUCCCAAGAUCCUGAUUCUCUUCAGUCUGCUCCAAAAGACCCUAAUGCUCCUCAAUCUAGCCCUCAAGACCCUGAUAAUCCUCAGUCUGUUCCUCAAGACCCUGAUACUCUUCAGUCUGUUCCUCAAGACCCUGAUACUCCUCAGUCUGGCCCUCAAGACCCUGAUACUUCUCAGUCUGCCCCUCAAGACCCUGAUACUCCUCAGUCUGCCCCUCGAGACCCUGAUACUCCUCAGUCUGCCCCUCAAGACCCUGAUACUCCUCAGUCUGCCCCUCAAGACCCUGAUGCUCCUCAGUCUGGCCCUCAAAACCCUGAUACUUCUCAGUCUGGGCCUCAAGACCCUGAUACUCCCCAGUCUGUCCCUCAGGACUCUGAUACUUCUCAGUCUGGCCCCCAAGAUCCUGAUUUUCCUCAGUCUGCUCCAAAAGACCCUAAUGCUCCUCAGUCUGGCCCUCAAGACCCUGAUAAUCCUCAGUCUGUUCCUCAAGGCCCUGAUACUCCUCAGUCUGUUCCUCAAGGCCCUGAUAAUCCUCAGUCUGUUCCUCAAGGCCCUGAUACUCCUCCUGAUACACUAAAGGACUAUUACUCUCCUCCAACUAAUAAUGAAAAUCCUAAUACUCCUCAGUCUGCUCCAAAAGAUCCUGAUACUCCUCAGUCUGAUCCCCAAGACCCUAAUACUCCUCAGUCUGCUCCAAAAGAUCCUGAUACUUCUCAGUCUGAUCCCCAAAACCCUAAUACUCCUCAGUCUGGCCCUCAAGACCCUGAUAUUCCUCAGUCUGAUUCCCAAAACCCUAAUACGCUUCAGUCUGCUCCAAAAGAUCGUAAUAUUCCACAGUCUGAUCCUCAAGACCCUGAUACUCCUCAGUCUGGCCCCCAAGACCCUAAUAUUCCUUUAGAUACACCAAAAGACUAUUAUUCUCCUCCAACUAAUGAUAAUGAAAACCCUGGUACUCCUCAGUCUGGCCCUCAAGACUCUGAUACUCCUCAGUCUGGCCCUCAAGACCCUGAUACUCCUCAGCCUGCCCCUCAAGACCCUGAUACUCCUCAGUCUGGCCCUCAAGACCCUGAUACUCCUCAGUCUGCCCCUCAAGACCCUGAUGCUCCUCAGUCUGGCCCUCAAAACCCUGAUGCUCCUCAGUCUGCCCCUCAAGACCCUGAUACUACUCAGUCUGGUCCUGAAGACCCUGAUACUCCUCAGUCUGGCUCUGAAGACCCUAAUAAUCCUCAGUCUGAUCCCCAAGACCCUAAUACUCUUCAGUCUGAUUCCCAAGACUCUAAAUCUUCUCAGUCUGCUUCAAAAGACCCUAAUACUCCUCAGUCUGAUCCCCAGGACCCUAAUGCUUCUUUCGAUACACCAAAAGAUUAUUACUCUCCUCCAGCUAUUAAUAAAGACCCUAAUAUUCCUCAGUCUGUCCCCAAGAACCUAAUACUCUUCAGUCUGGUCCCCAAGAUCCUAAUACUCUUCAGUCUGAUCCCCAAGACCCUGAUACUCCUCCUGAUACACCAAAAGACUAUUACUCUCCUCCACCUAAUAAUGAAAACUCUAAUACUCUUCAGUCUGCUCCAAAAGACCCUAAUACUCCUCAGACUGGGCACCAAAACCCUAAUACUCCUCAGUCUGUUCCACAAGAUCCUAAUAGUCCUCAGUCCGGUAUUGAAGACCCUAAUACUUCUCCAGACUCUGAUCCUGAUUUAAGUAACCCGAAAGACCCGGAUGUAUCUUCAACUAAUCCCGAAGAUGCAAGUCCUCAAGAUCCAAACUCACCUUCACCUGACCCAAAUGAUGCUAAUUCUUCACCUGAUACUGUAGACCCUUACCCACACGGACCUAAGCCUGGAAACCCAAUCAUAUUUCCCUCUGACCCCAUGCCCGCUGAUCCCUCUUCUCCCUUUGAUCCCAGAGACAGUGAGUUUUCAGAUUUAGACUCCCAGAAGCGUAGUCCUGUUCCACCUCCAACGAAAGGUUUUAAUCCCACAAAGUACUACGCUCCACCCAUUCCUAUAAUACUUAAUCCCUCUCCACCUGAACGGAAAGAGAAUGACUCGCCACUCACUGAAAGCUCCAUCACGUGGAUUGUUGUGACAUAGUUCUUUCUGUCUAUCUGUCUGUCUGUUUGUUUGUCUGUCUGUCUGCCUGUCUGUCUGUCUGUUUGUCUGUCACUCUCUCUCUCUCUCUCUCUCUCUCUCUCUCUCUCUCUCUCUCUCUCUCUCUCUCUCUCUCUCUCUCUCUCUCUCUCUCUUUCAAUAUUAUAAUGUUUUCUUGUGUCUUUUUAUCAUGUUACUGCUGUGCUGUGAUUAUAUUCAU